This is a messenger RNA of Tetrahymena thermophila SB210, 2331 nucleotides long. RefSeq lists its product as hypothetical. Lineage: Eukaryota; Ciliophora; Oligohymenophorea; Hymenostomatida; Tetrahymenidae. The transcript has a single exon. The record is from RefSeq and is a predicted model, not a curated record.
AAUGUAUCUUAUUCAAUAAAUAAUUUUUCUGUAUAGACUGCUUUAGGUUUAAAUUGUAGCUUGAGCUAUAUAUAAAAGCUUAGAUUGAAAUAUAAUAUAAAUGUUCCUAAAAUAACUUAUCUAAGAAUAGAGAAAUCUAUAAAUAGUUAAUUGAAUUAAGAUAUAUACCAAAUACUAAACGAUGGAAUAUAUAAUUAAAGUUAUGAAGAAGAAUUUUAAGACUAGAUUUAGUUUAUAUGUUUAUCAGAUGUUGAUUUAGAAACAAGCAAUAAAAAUUAAAAAUAUUAUAAAUUAGAUAGAAAUAAUAAAUUUAAAAAUGAAGAUAGUUUUUAAAUUAUAAUAAAUAAUGUGUUGGAAGAUAUCAAACUCUUUUAAAGUUAAUAUGUGAUUAUUACUUAUCCUUUUGAUUUAGAAGAGGGGUUAGGUAGCAAUAUUUAAAAACCAUUUUUUUAGAAUAAAUUAUUUAAAUAUUUACUUUUAGAGCUAUAAAAGAUUACAAAUGAUAAAAUAAUGGUAAUAACUACUUCAGAUAAUUAUUCGAUGAGUAACAAUUAAGCAAUAGUUAAUUAUUAAAAAUUAAACAUCUAAAAAAAGCUCGCUAGAACAAUUAAAAUAUUAAAAAAUGAAUAUUAAAAUGAAAUUGAUCUUACUAAUUCUUUCAUUAGAUCCGUUUAAUAAGAUCAAUAUGAUUUUACUUCUUACAGAAACUGCAAUAUUACUGAUAAAAUUCUUGAAGAUGAUUUCAAAGAUAAUAAAUAAAUAAAAAAAUUAUAUAAUUAAAAUCAGUGGGUUUCCUCUAAUAAUAAUCAUUAAAAUUCUAACUUCAUCAUUCAACUUUAAAAUGAUAUGAACAAAAAGAUCAAAUUCAGAACUACUCUAAAUAGUAGUGCACUAAAAUUAGAAUAAAAUUAACUAAACAUGGAAAUUUAUGAUAAUAAAGAUAUUUUCAUAGAUAAAUUAGUGUAGUUAUUUCCUCUACAUAUUUAAAUUUAACCAAAAAUAUAGAAAAUAUAGGACGAUAAAAUUAAUAUUUAAUCUAAUCAAAAUCCUAAAUUUUAAUAAAAAUAAUGUUAACAAGAAGAUUAACAACAAGAAAUAAAAUAAAUUAUAUAAAUUAAAGAAGAAGAUAAGUAACAGGAGUAAAAGAACGAUUAGUAAUAACAAAAUUAACAUUCUCUAAAUUUAAAUCAUUUUGGAUAAUAGUUUUUAGAAGAAGCAUAAGAUGAAUUCGAAUAAGUAAAGUAAUAAAAAAAUAUGGAAUAGAAAUAAAUUGAAUAGUAAACUGAAUAAAAUAAAGUAGAAUAAGAAGAAGAAGAAUAAGAUGAAUAAUUAAAAAGAUAAUAAUUAGAUCAUGAAAAAUAAAUUAAUAUUUAAAAAGAAAUGUAUUUGCUUAAUAUUAAAAACAGCAGUGAUAAUGGAAAAAUCAUGUAUUUUAAUUCUAAUUUAUAGUUAGAAAAGUCAGAAUUCAUAAAAUUUAGAUUAUAAAUUGAUGACCGUUCAAUAAUUUUAAGUCAAACAAGUACAUUUUCUUGUGUGAGAUAAGUUGGGCAGCAGAUAGAAAUUUAUUUAAGUAUUUCUUAGGAGUGUAAGUAAGCAAACAAAGAAAUUAAGGAAUUUAACCCACAAAUGUUAUUUUACUGCUAAAUCAGUUAAAAUCUCGUCUAACUCGAUACAAUUAACUUUGCUGAAUAUAUAGAUGUCGACUAUUUAUAAGAUGAGUUACAACAAAGGUCAAUCACUUGCGAUGAAUAGUUUUUAUAUCUUUUAAAUGGUGUAUUUUAGUAGAGAGAUUCUACUAUUUUAGAAAUGUAAACUUGUAAAAAAAUUGAUUUAGUAAAUAAAAAAUUGAUCUAAAUGGAUUAAUGCCAAUUUUUAAUAUAAGAUGAAGAAACAACACCAAUUUAUUUAUUUAAUACCUAAGACAACAUAUUUUAUGGAGGCAUCCCAAUCUUUGGUAACGGAGAUGAUUCAAAUUAAAAUUUGUUGAUGCAGGUAUAUGAUAAGCAAGAAAACCGCUGGUACUCACAUCAAACAAAAAUAAAAGAAGAUUGCAAGUACAUUUUUUGCAGUGGCAAAUAAAAAAAUUCUUUUUAUUAAUUAGUAUUCAAAUAAAAAUUGAAAUAAAAGAACAAAUAAGUUUAAAAUUAUAUAUACACAGUCAAUUUGUAUAAAUUGGAAGGUGAAGCCUUUAAAUAAACUCAAUUACCUGAAAUAACUCUAGAGCUAAGCUAGAGAUAAUUUAUAGUAACAAACAAUAAUAUUCCAGGUAAGGUAAUGAUAUCAUCAUGGGAACAUAGCAUUGAAUUAAAAGAUAUUCAUGUAGAAUAAUGA